GUGCCUGGUCAAAGUGUUCACAGUCGCUGUAAGUCAUCAGCAACCAUGAACCCUUGAGCAACCCUAGCUGGCUUGCAUUCUGCCACUCCCAAUUUUGCGUCAUCCGAAGCUUCAUUCUAUCUAUCGACAUAUCGACUUUGUGCCUCGCCUGAUCCAAUUGCCUUAUUGUAAUUCAAGUCAGCAUUUGUCACGUUAUCGUCUGCCGCUCGACAAACGACUACAUGUCUCUCAGUGAUACAACAAAGACUUUCGAUAGCGACCAGGAGAACUCCGCACAGAACCCUAUCGUCUCUACUACAAACAUGAGCCCUACUGCUACGGCAGACGCCGCACCUGUCAUUUUGAAGAGGCCGGUUGAGUUGUCGCCGUCAAGUGAGGAACCGAUUGUUGUUAACGAUGAUCUAUCUACACCAUUCGAUGGAAGCGUCAAAUCAGCGUCCCCAACCCCAUCUGAAGGAUCAAAUGCGGAAGAAGUUGUGACCGCGGAUAAUGAAUGGGGGUUGGACAGUAUACUCCUGACCGCCGUGCAAAGCUCGAAGGACCGAUUGUUCGUGCUAAGGACGGAAAAGGAGUGUGCGGACUUCAUACAUGAUGAAUCGCAAACCACAUUGGAGUUCCCGCACAUGAACUCGUAUCAGCGACUUCUGACACACCGAAUCGCUGUGCACUUUAAGUUGGAGCAUGUCUCGGACGCUAGCCGUCGUGGAGUGGUAUUGUACAAGGGCUCUGGCACUGCAAUACCGGAACUGAACCUUAGCGACAUCCCGGUGAACGAUGCGGUAGUGGCGCCGACGCAAACGGCGUCGUUCAAGAUUAUGAAACGACAUCACAAUCACCAUGGACGAUCGUCUAGGCAUUCGAGCACAGAUAGCGGAUCAGAGAAUGGGAUCGGUGGGGGUCCGAAGACUUUGGAGGAGCGGGAAGCGGCAUAUCAAGCAGCUAGGGCACGAAUUUUCCAGGAUGAUGCGGGAUCGGAUGCGUCGAGCAACUCGCGCACGUCAGGUCAAUCGACGUCCGCCAGCACGGGGAAGAGUGCUAUGCGCAAUGGAAAGGGAACAGGACGAAAUCAGAAUGCGAGACCUCGGCAUACCAAUCAAGCGGGUAUGGGGCGGCAUAGAAUGCCGCAUGGCCUUACACAUGGCGGUGUUCCAUCAGCGUUGACGCAAAUACCGAUGGGUGACGUGAGCAGGGGAACCACAUACUACCCGUACGAGCCGACUGGGAGAAAUCAACACAUGGCAUCAAACACAGCUCCACCAUAUCGAGGAGGUGCACCACCAUACGUCCCACAAUACCCAGGGCUGAAUCAGGGGGUCCCUUCCUCGAACUACAAUGCACCCUACGGCGUACCCCAGCAUCAAAAUUACACGCAAGCCAACCCCUAUGCGGAUUGGAACCCAUCCACUUACCCAGGGUAUUCAGGCGUGCCAAUGGGAAACUCAGGUUCGAGAACAGGCCGAGAGCCAAGGCGGCCCGAUGCGUAUUUACCGGGGAUGGGAGCUCCCGGGGUAGGGUACAAUGCGGAUUUGGGGACGUCGGGCAACCUAAGUUACCAUCAGUUUACCGCACCACCGCUCCAGAACCCGCGAUUGCAUGCACCAUUUUUCCUCGCAGUAUCCAGCAUUGAAAUCUGACGGUGUUGCGUUGCACUACUUACCAAAUCGGUCUCCCUACGAAACAACGGGGACAAUACCGCCGCCGGGAUCCCGCCAGCAGGACGCGGCCCGAUCUGGCGGCGGCCAGCCAGCACUCGACGCGCCAUUCGCAGGGGAUACUAACUAUCACCCCUGGGAAGCUCCGGUGGGUCGCGAAGGGUCGCACUUCGGGCCAGAUUC
Molecule: messenger RNA, 1835 nt
Organism: Fimicolochytrium jonesii
Lineage: Eukaryota; Fungi; Chytridiomycota; Chytridiomycetes; Spizellomycetales; Powellomycetaceae
Exons: 5
Coding region: 222-1634 (470 amino acids)
Molecular function (GO): nucleic acid binding
Source: RefSeq, a predicted model, not a curated record